AUGUCUUAUUCAUUUUUUGGCGGUUUUCCUAACCUAGCCGAUUUGUCUUCCAUUCUUUUCCCUUUCGACCUAACCCUACCCGCUCUCCAUCCAACAUCCAUCCCAUCACUCUUCUUCUUAGUUGUUUUCCUUUCCCCCUCCAGGCGAUCUCAGGGGCCGACAUCUGCAGCUGCAGUAGUCGUAGGACCCUGUGAGAUUCGCCCGUCCGAAAUGAGACGAAGAAAGGUGCCUUCUCCUCUAAAUUUAAAUACAAGUAAGUCAGCCAUUUUUUUUUCCUUCCUGUCUAUCUCUUUGGUCUCUCUCUUCGCCCCAUUAUAUUUUGCUGUUUUAGCUUUUUGGCUUUCUUUUCUCUUUAUAUUUCACCGAAGCAAGCCAAAAUGUAUGGUGCAUUCUAAGCUGAACCUGUUGCAUUUUAUUGAAAAAUAUCUAUCUAUCUAUCUAUCUAUCUAUCUAUCUAUCAUUAUUAUUAUUAUUAUAGUUAAAGCAUAUCAUAAAUAA
This is a messenger RNA of Acanthosepion pharaonis, 498 nucleotides long. The record is from the annotation of a GenBank genome assembly. NCBI's taxonomy places the organism in Eukaryota, Metazoa, Mollusca, Cephalopoda, Sepiida, Sepiidae.